AUGACUGAAUCUGCAUUUGUUAUUCUUGUGGAAGUUCUGUUGGUAAUUAUUCUGGUCAUCGUCGUGCUGGGUAAUCUUUUUGUCAUUGAGGCUGUAUGUCGGCAUAUUCGUCUCAGAACUAUACCGAACAUUUGUAUCACGUCACUGGCUAUUGCCGACCUAUUUGUUGGCCUACUCAAUAUUCCUAUGUAUAUGUACGCCGUAUACGACGACGCCUUUGAACAGAAGUAUCUGGAGAAACUUAAUUUGGUGCUUAAUUCGUUAGACAUGUAUUUUGGCGUUGCUUCCAUUCUACAUCUUGCACUCAUUAGCAUGGAACGUUGUUAUGCGAUCACAUGUCCACUAAGACGCAGAAGUCUACAAAAAG
Paramuricea clavata is the source of this 367-nucleotide messenger RNA. The record is from the annotation of a GenBank genome assembly. Lineage: Eukaryota; Metazoa; Cnidaria; Anthozoa; Malacalcyonacea; Plexauridae.